UCUGUGGCAAUGAUAGUGAUUUAGGCACAUCCAUGGGCAGGGCUGGCUGCAGAGGCCUGGUGACCGUGUGUAAGAAGCGUGUGGGCUGUGUGGGUGUGCUGGUCAGCGUGCUCCAGGCGGCCAUGUGCACACAAAGGAGGCUGACUUACAAGAACCGACUCCCGAAAGCCCAGCGAGGCCCAGCCGGGCCUGCAGCCAACUUCCACUUUACCCGGGAUGCUUUCGCUUUCAAGACAUCUUGUUUUGAGUCAAGAUUCCUCCUUCUGAACGUGGGACUUUCCAGCAGGCCCACAGCUCCUUCCGCGCACUCAUUUGGCCUAGGAUGGAUAUCCUGGUUUGUCGAGGUUGUCUCCCAAAGGAGGACGGCGGCCAUGUGGUCCCUCUGGAGGCUUCUUCUCUUUGAAGCACUCCUUCCCGUUGUGGUUAUCAGUGUCCAAGUGCUAAGCAAGGUUGGGGACUCCGUGCUGCUGGUGGCUGAGUGUCCUCAGGGCUUCCAAGUGCGUGAGGCUAUCUGGAGAUCUCUGUGGCCAUCAGAGGAGCUCCUGGCCACAUUUUUCCGGGGUUCCUUGGAGACUCUGUACCACUCUCGUUUCCUGGGCCGAGUCCAGCUAUAUAACAACCUCAGCCUGGAGCUUGGGCCCCUGAAACCUGGAGACAGUGGCAAUUUCUCUGCGCUGAUGGUGGAUACAGGGGGUCAAACCUGGACCCAGACCCUGCAUCUCAAGGUGUACGAUGCAGUACCCAAGCCUGAAGUUCAAGUGUUCACUGCUGCAGCAGAGGAGGCUCAACCCCUCAAUACCUGUCAGGUCUUCUUAUCCUGCUGGGCCCCCAACAUCAGUGACAUAACCUACAGUUGGCGUCAGGAGGGGACAGUGGACUUUAAUGGAGAAGGGCACAGCCUUUUCUCAAACGGCCAGGUGUUAAGUAUCACACUGGGACCAGGGGACAAGGAUGUGGCCUUUACCUGCGUUGCCUCCAACCCUGUCAGCUGGGAUAUGACCACAGUCACCCCCUGGGAGAGCUGCCAUCAUGAGGCAGCCUCCGGGAAGGCCUCCUACAAGGAUGUGCUACUGGUAGUAGUGCCAAUCACACUGUUCCUGAUUCUGACUGGUCUCUUUGGGGCAUGGCACCAUGGCCUCUGCUCAGGGAAGAGGAAGGAUGCUUGCACUGACAGAGUGCUUCCAGAGACAGAGAAUACCCUCGCAUAGAAGAUGUCAUGAGGGACAACAUAAACUGGUGCUUGGACCAUGAUGAGAUGCCUGACCAGUCACAUGAUGCUCCACACCUAGACACCUCCAGGAUCCUCAUCACUUCCACAAGUCGGUCUGCCUCUAGUGGAUAGCCAAGAAAGCCACCAUCCUGGAACACCGCCCUGGCCCAAACUUCCUCCUUCCUUCAUCCUGUUUGCACAUGCUGGAUCCUCUCUGGGCAAGGUGGACUAAUAGGAUGCUUCCUUCAGAACACUGGACUUCCUCUAGGAUCCACGGGGACAUUGAUUAUCCAAGGCAUCCAUUCCUCUACCACUGCACUUAAGGUCUUGCCCAACGGCCACCAGGGGACUGCCUCCAGGCCAGGACCUGGGUUCUAAAAGAGAUCAGAUGUUUGAAGUAACAUGGAACUUGAGUUAACCAUUGCCAACUCUAACCCCAGCCCCCGGAGUCUGAGGUCCUUGUGUUCAAGAUGUUAGCAUAAGAAAAGGCAUGGAACAGGAAAGAUGGAGGUCAGGGCUUUCUUUCUCUUUCUGGCUGGAGUUCAAGGGCCCUCAAAGAUAAAUUGAGGUUACAGAUGAUGAGGGAUAGCAAAUGCACCCUGUUAGGAUCUAAACCAUUUUUCUGGUAGCACCGUAUUUAUAGACAUCUUUGUUGCCAUUAAUUCUCAUAUCUCCUGGAUAUCAGAGGUGUUGUUUCAAGCUUUCUCCAUACAUUCUACAUGGUUGCCAGAAAAUAAAUAAAUAAAUAAAUAAAUAAUACAGAGCAUUUGACCCAGCCAGGAGGAAAUUCUUCCACAAUGUCAAGAGAAACAGUUAAGUUCAGGAUAAGUCUGUCUUCCUGAAACUGGGAGAAUGAAGAGCCACAAAAACCUACACGGGGGGCUGGAGAGAUAGCUUAGUGGUUAAGAGCCCUGACUGCUCUUCCAGAGGUCCUGGGUUCAAUUCCCAGCAGCCACAUGGUGGCUCACAACCAUCUGUAAUGGGGUCUGAUGCCCUCUUCUGGUGUGUCUGAAGACAGCUACAGUGUACUCAUAUACAUUUUAAAUAAAUAAAUA
Messenger RNA from Apodemus sylvaticus (European woodmouse), 2265 nucleotides. It is a transcript of the gene Slamf8, whose product is annotated as SLAM family member 8. NCBI's taxonomy places the organism in Eukaryota, Metazoa, Chordata, Mammalia, Rodentia, Muridae. Gene Ontology annotation, biological process: leukocyte chemotaxis involved in inflammatory response; regulation of B cell differentiation. Bases 33 to 1208 code for a protein of 391 amino acids. The record is from RefSeq and is a predicted model, not a curated record. Gene Ontology annotation, molecular function: signaling receptor activity. The transcript is spliced from 5 exons.